This is a messenger RNA of Trichomycterus rosablanca, 3062 nucleotides long. RefSeq names its product hormonally up-regulated Neu-associated kinase (gene hunk). Gene Ontology annotation, molecular function: protein serine/threonine kinase activity; ATP binding. Gene Ontology annotation, biological process: intracellular signal transduction; protein phosphorylation. Lineage: Eukaryota; Metazoa; Chordata; Actinopteri; Siluriformes; Trichomycteridae. Gene Ontology annotation, cellular component: cytoplasm. The record is from RefSeq and is a predicted model, not a curated record. The coding region runs from base 22 to 1986 and encodes 654 amino acids. The transcript is spliced from 9 exons.
AACUAUACAAAAGCCACCAGAAUGCCUGAAGCAGGAACAGACAUGAGCAUGGACAGACUUUUUGACCUGAAACCUCCAGCUUCCUCGGGCACGGAGAACAUCCCGCCGUCCUCCCUGACCAGUGGGCCUCCGGGGGACAUCCUGAAAAACUUCUACCACACCAAGAGGGUCGGAAAUUAUCUGAUCGGAAGGAAACUGGGAGAGGGGUCGUUCGCCAAAGUGCGAGAGGGGCUGCAUGCCCUCACUGGAGAGAAGGUGGCUGUAAAAGUGAUCGACAAACGGAAAGCCAAGAAGGACUCGUACGUGACCAAAAACCUGCGGCGAGAGGGUCAGAUCCAGCAGAUGAUCCGCCACCCCAACAUCACUCAGCUGCUGGACAUCCUGGAGACGGAGAACAGUUACUACCUGGUGAUGGAGCUCUGCCCCGGAGGGAACCUAAUGAACCUCAUCUACGAGAAGAAGCGGCUGGACGAGCGCGAGGCUCAGAAAUACGUCCGACAGCUGGUCAUGGCUGUGGAGCACCUACACAGAGCUGGCGUGGUGCACAGAGACCUGAAGAUUGAGAAUCUGUUGCUGGAUGAACAAGACAACAUAAAGCUCAUCGAUUUCGGGCUGAGCAACUGCGCCGGGAUCCUGGGGUAUUCGGACCCGUUCAGCACGCAGUGUGGCAGCCCGGCCUACGCCGCCCCCGAGCUGCUCUCCAGGAAGAAGUACGGGCCCAAAGUGGACGUCUGGUCCAUAGGGGUCAACAUGUACGCCAUGCUCACCGGUACGCUCCCGUUCACGGUGGAGCCGUUCAAUCUCAAAGCCCUUCAUCAACGGAUGGUGGACAAGGACAUGAACCCUCUUCCCUCUUCUGUCUCUUCAGCUGCGGUUAGCUUACUGAAGAGCCUGCUGGAACCCGACCCCGCCCAGAGACCCAACAUUCACCAAGUCAUGGCCGAUUCGUGGUUACAGCUGGGCAACCCGCACACCGGGAUCCCGUACCUGAACAGGAUUCACAUAGAGGAGAUCAACCACACGGUCCUGCUGCACAUGACCGAGCGGAUGGGCUACAAACACAGCGAAGUCCUGAGCGCCGUGCUCACCAACAAGGCCUGCCACACCCUCACCGUCUACUUCCUCCUCAACAAGAAGAUGAAAAGACUUUCCAAAGAGUACCGGGAAAAGCAGUACACGGUGGAGAAGGAGAAAAAGAGCGAGCUGUUCCAGACCCAGUGGAGGAAACACGUGGAGAAGAUCACCAUCCCCCCCAAGCAGACGCCCGUCUAUCUGGCCGUCAGCAAAGGUCCCACCAAGGAGAAGAAACAGAAAACAGGACUCCUCAAAGCCAUGACCGGCCUGAAGGACGCCUACUCGCGACAGGCCGGCUGCAUCACCAGCUCCUCCCUGGAAUACUUAGAGAUCCAUCCGGUGUUUCCACAAGCGCCUCAGAACGGACACCACAAAGACGCCCAGCCGCCUAAGAAGGACGCCCCGAGAGCCGUGGACGUGCCCGCGCGGCCUCCCUCCUCGCUGGGCGCUCACUCCUGGGCAUCGGCCAGCAAAGAGCCCAGCAAGGAGUCUCCGCCGUCGCCCUGGUACAAGCUCACCAACGGUGCCCUGUCGCCGCCGCGUCACGUCUCGGCUUUCCACCUGGCGGACAAUUCCUACCUCAAAAAAGCGCCGAUUCCCAGCGUACCAGUGGUGGUGGUAAAACCCCAGCCCAAGAAGAGUUCGGAGAGCUCGGACAAGGGCUGCAAUACAGACUGGCACAACACGCCCGAGUCCAGCAGCAGUGGGGGGAGCAGCGAGGAGCCCAGCAGUCCGCAGCACCGCUCCAAGUUCCCUUCGAUGGGGAUUGGGCAGAUUUUAAAGAAGAAGGUGUCACCGUUUGCCUUUCCGCCUCCGGCAUUCAAGCCCGAACCGGCCGUGGAGGUGGAAUCGCCGACCCCGUACCACAUGCAGACAUUACUCUGUGCCGGGGCACUCAAGACACUUUGUUGACCACGAAAGUGUUUAUUUCUAAAAUGACAGAAUUAAGUUUAUUCAGUACAAAGCACCAGAACUUAUGAACUGAAUAAAACCAUAUGCAGUAAUUUUAUACUCAUCCCCGAUUGUUAUUCCCUACCAAGCGCCAGGGCUUCCAGCGCGACAGGGUGAUCGAUGUUAACCCCCUGGGGAGCGAACCGGUCCUUGGUAUGCAUAGGCAGAGAUGCCUGUAAAGAGCGGGCGCACCCCAGCUCUGAGCACUGUGUUAUUUAUUACCUCUAAUGACGCCGCCACUGGCGUGGCGCUCGCUUUCCAUUUCAGCCACCUGACAUUGAAUCCCGUUCAAGGAGUUCUUUCUGUUUUAACGGUAGGAAAUAAUGCUGCGUCACUGCCAGUCCACCACGUACCUUUACAACGGAGCGCCUGCGGAGCAAUACGGCCUGAGAACGGCCUCGUGGAGGUCCACCUUAGACCCUCAGGUCUACUUUACAGAAGAAAAUCUCCCUUUAGAAGAACGUCUCGCUGUGUAUGCCUGAACUUAAACUUGAGGUUGAGGAGAUUGCUGAGUCCUGUAUAGCCUUAAAUUGUAUUUAAUCCUUCACGACCAAAAUCUGGGCGGGUCACAUUCCACAUUCCAUAUCGUGAGUUCAUUAUUUUGCAUCCUUGUAUCACCCAUGGUGUUAAAUACAGUAGAUAUAUAGUGCAAUAGUGCAUCCGUGUCGUCUCUCCAGUGUUCAUCAUCGCCACGCCCUCAUGCCGCGUUCGUGUCCACCGAAUAUUUCUUCUUGUAAAUAAGAAACUGGAGCGUCUCACGUCCGGUCCAUUCCCUUCCUCCCAUCACAUGACUGUCGUCGAGGUGAAGAGCUUUCCACGUGAUUACUUGAAGAGAUGGCGACGAGCUGUUCUGACUGUUUUUUCCCACACAGACGGCGUCUUUGCAUGCGUUCGGACGUUUUUGAAACACUCCGUGUCGUCUUUUGGAAGAUUUUGUUACCUCUUUGUUACUCCAGGUCUAAAGACGUUUUGGAUUCUGCAGGCCUUUUUUUGUACACGUUUUCUAAUGAGUUGUGUGUUUACGUGAGAGAUUUUAU